This is a messenger RNA of Hymenoscyphus albidus, 249 nucleotides long. The record is from the annotation of a GenBank genome assembly. NCBI's taxonomy places the organism in Eukaryota, Fungi, Ascomycota, Leotiomycetes, Helotiales, Helotiaceae.
AUGCACUUCAACGUCGCGGCUACUGCCAUCCUCCUCAUUGGGCUCGCCCAAGCUGCACCAAACCUCGUUGCGAGGAAGACUUUACCACCUUGCCCACCUGGAGCCCCAACCCGAAUCGGCGCCACCGAUUUGUGCACCAAGUACGAUUCGCAAACUUACAACGCCUGCACUACGGGUGCGACAGUGGUCGAUGGAUACACCUACACCAAGUGCAGUGAGCCACAGUGGCAAAAGAAGCUCGGCACAUAG